Messenger RNA from Malania oleifera, 1285 nucleotides. RefSeq names its product GDSL esterase/lipase 7-like. Gene Ontology annotation, molecular function: hydrolase activity, acting on ester bonds. The transcript is spliced from 5 exons. NCBI's taxonomy places the organism in Eukaryota, Viridiplantae, Streptophyta, Magnoliopsida, Santalales, Ximeniaceae. The coding region runs from base 1 to 1131 and encodes 376 amino acids. The record is from RefSeq and is a predicted model, not a curated record.
AUGAUGAACAUUUCUGCAAUAUUCUUCUUCUUCUUCCUUUUCACUGUAUUCUGUACGUGGAUACGUGGUUGUAGCAGUGAGGGAGCAGCGGAACUUUUCAGUGGCUACUCUCUUAAUCAUCCGCUUGCGCCAGCAUUAUACGUGUUCGGGGAUUCGCUGGCGGACAGCGGCAACAACAAUUUUUUACCCACCGUGGCCAAGGCCGAUUAUCUGCCUUAUGGCGCCAACUUCGUCAACGGAUUCACCGGCAGGUUCACCAAUGGCAGAACUGUCCCUGAUUUUAUUGCUGAAUUUCUUGGACUGCCACUUUCUCCACCAUACUUGAGUAUUCAGAAAUCAACACCAUUGGCAGGCGUGAAUUAUGCAUCUGGAUCAUGUGGGAUUCUUCCUGAAAGUGGAAACUAUCUGGGUAAAUGUUUAAAUUUGAAGGAACAAAUUAAAUUGUUUCAAAUGACAGCUGAAAUGGAAUUGCCUAUUAAAUUUAAAAGCCCACAAGCGCUCGCAACAUAUUUGUCAAAGUCUAUAUUUGUAGUCUUGGUGGGCAGUAAUGACUAUUUGAACAAUUAUCUCAAGCCUUAUUUUUAUGACACAAGUAAGCGGUACUCUCCUCAGGCAUUUGCUCGACUCCUCAUUGAUAAACUCGCUCAGUCUUUUGAGAAGUUACUGACGUUAGGAGCGAGAAAGAUAGUAAUGUUUGAGAUUGGGCCAAUCGGGUGCAUCCCAUCCAUCAGAAAGGACAUAAGAUACGAUGCUAACCGUGAAUGCGUGGCUAAAUCCAACCAGCUGGUUUCAUAUUUCAACGCCAUGCUUUCUCCCAUGCUCCAAAACUUCACCUCCUCCUUCAAGCCCUCCACCUUCGUUCUGGGCCGCGUCAAUGCCCUCGCCCACCAUGCCAUCCAAAAUCCUUCCCUUUACGGGUUAGCAGAUGCGGAGAACGCAUGCUGCACGACGUGGUUGAAUGGGACAGCUUCGUGCAUUCCGGAGCUACCGCCGUGUCCAGACGCAGGCCAACACUUCUUUUGGGAUGCUUUUCAUCUUACGGAGGCUGCCUAUUCCCUGCUCGCCGCCCAGUGCAUCACCAAUGACUCAGUCUGCCGUCCCAUGAACCUUCACAACCUCGUUCGCCUUUAGAUAUUUGAAAUCAAUCUGUGCAUGCACGCAUGCAUACAUGCGUGAGACCGUUUACUUCAAUUACAUCCCCUCGAAGUUCUGUUCCAUUUGUUGAUAUAAUUAAGCGUCUAUUUUUUUUAUUUAUUUAUGAAAUUUAAUUAAUUAUCUUGAUCAA